This is a messenger RNA of Cimex lectularius (bed bug), 3575 nucleotides long. Its product is annotated as serine/threonine-protein kinase 10-like. The transcript is spliced from 8 exons. The coding region runs from base 204 to 3536 and encodes 1110 amino acids. Gene Ontology annotation, molecular function: protein serine/threonine kinase activity; ATP binding. Gene Ontology annotation, cellular component: nucleus. The record is from RefSeq and is a predicted model, not a curated record. Gene Ontology annotation, biological process: positive regulation of apoptotic process; protein phosphorylation; intracellular signal transduction. Lineage: Eukaryota; Metazoa; Arthropoda; Insecta; Hemiptera; Cimicidae.
AUGAUGAUGAGGAAAAAAUCGGCAAAAAAUGUUUACGCUGGAGGUGGGAGUCGCGUCCGCGGCCAUCGCUACGUCAUAAGAGAGUAGAGCCAAAGCCAAAUAUAAAUCCGACUCCCAGCCUCAGCAGUGCUUCUUUGCCAGUGGGUCGAAACGCGUCUCUUGCCACCUCGGCCAAAUCUUCAUUAACAGGCUCUCUAAUUAAAAUGAUUAAAGUGGACGAGAGCGACCCGGUCGGGGAGGUAGACCCAAGUUUUACGUUCAGAGACGUGCAAAUCAGAAGAGGAGAAGAUGUCAAGAAAUACUACGAUCUGGAAGGCGAAAUCGGAAGGGGUAAAUUUGGUAUUGUAUACAAAUGCCGAGACAAAGAAACGAAGCUCGUUCUGGCUGCAAAAUUUGUUAGCAUUGCUAAAAGACAAGAUAGAAAAAAUGUAGAGAGGGAAGUUGAAAUAAUGAGGGCACUGAGACACCCUAGACUGAUUCAACUGUACGACGCCUUUGAAAAUGACAGCACAAUGUGUGUGGUGCUUGAGAUGAUAGACGGUGGAGAAUUAUUUGAACGUGUCAUAGAUGAUGAUUUCAUAUUGACUGAAAAAGCUUGCACCGUUUUCAUGAGACAAAUAUGUGAAGGAGUUUCUUUUAUUCACAUUAACAAUAUAAUCCAUUUGGAUCUAAAACCAGAAAAUAUUCUCUGCCUUACAAAAACUGGAAAUAGGAUUAAGAUUAUUGACUUUGGCCUUGCCAGAAAGUUUGAACCUGAUAAAAAAUUACAAGUACUUUUUGGUACUCCUGAAUUCGUAGCACCAGAAGUCGUAAAUUUUGACCAAAUUUCGUGUGCCACUGACAUGUGGUCUGUUGGCGUUAUUUGCUAUGUUUUGUUGUCAGGACUAUCGCCUUUCAUGGGAGAAAAUGACAUUGAAACAAUGUCAAAUGUAACUUUAGGAAAAUACGACUACGAUGAUGAGGCUUUUGAUGAUAUCUCCGUUCAAGCGAAGGAUUUCAUCAGCAAACUGCUUGUUCAAAACAAAGAAAAGCGGUUGACUGCUGAGGGAGCAUUGAAUCACCCAUGGCUUUAUAGAAAGAUUCCUCCGCCUCCACCUUCUCUAAACACAUCAAAAGAAAAUCUUAAGAAUUACUUAGAUGCGACAACAGCACCAGAAACCAUCUCUAGCAAUAAAUUGACAAAUCGUAAAUCAAUGCUCAAUGCUAUCCAAAUUUUGGCAGACAGUGAAAAGCAGUUUGCAGCAGAAAAGAAGCACAAUGGUUUUCCUGUUGCCGCGAACGGACUGCCUGUUUUGGACAACCCUACAAUUAAACCUGUUAAACCUGAGCCAAUCAGAGCUGACAAUCCUUUCAAACCAGUUGAAAUGCUGAUAAAUGAAAAUAAACCUUUGAAUGCAAUUGAAAUUCUAGUGCAAAAAAUGCCUGAUCCAUCAGAAGAGCAGCCAAUCAGUACGCUUUCACCCAUCAAUGGGUCGAUUAAUGCAGCAAAUCAAAAAGAAAAUAAACCGCCGAAUGCAAAUAAUGUUGAAGUGCAAGUGACAAGCAGGAUUACUCCUAGCCCCGAAACCACGGGCUUAGAGGCGGCUAAUUCAAAAGGAGAUGUGCCAACUAUCAAAAGGGAAUCGCCUCUACCUGAUACUCUAGCAUCUUUGGUUCCAAUUAACUCUGAUAUUCCAGUUGUAUGUGAGACAGCAUCAUUAAUUCCAGUUAUUUCUGCUCUUAAUACAUUACCUGAUAACAAAAAGCUAGAAAUAAAGCCAAUUUUACAAAACAAAGAUGAAAAUCGUAUUGUUAGUUCAAUAGAAAAAACCUUGCCAACAACAGAAUUAUCAGAGAAAUUGGUAUUGACUAAGGACAACCUUCCAGUAGGAAAAGAAGAAGAGAAAGAGCAAAAUUCAGUUAAAAUCAUUUCAUUUCCAGUCCACAGAAAUGAAAAACAAUUUAAACUUUCUUCUCAACCAAGUAUUUGUGACUCUUCUAAAGAGGGUAAACGCAAAAUUACCCCGCAAACUGAGACCUUCACGGCAAGCACUCCUCAAAAUAAGACACCACCUUUGAAAACAGGGACAAUAAAUAAAGCAGAUUCGCUUGAGAAUAAAGAAACCAUCAAACCGACUGCUAAGGAAAGUAUAAUUAAGCCAGAAGUUCGACAAAAUAUGGAAACAAUACUUCCAAAGUUAAAUGAAACAUUGGCUAAUAUGAUUGAAAUGCCACCCCCCAUUGUCCAUGAAAAGCCAAAUGAUCUAUUUUUAGCAAUGAUUCCGGGUUCAUCUGUGGUCAAUUCAGAACAGAAAAAAAAUCUUGUAAGUGAGAAAAUUGUCCAGGAAACAAUGCCGAGAAUACCUUGUGCUACCAUACCAACGCCACUGAGCUUAUUGGAAAAGACGUGCAGUCCGAUUCCUACUCCUCUAAGCUUGUUGAACCAAGUUAAAAUUAAUAAUGUGAUCCCUAUUAAAAAACCAGCCACUUUUGUACUAGAUAACAGCAACUUAGACACAACACACAGUACUGAACCACCUCUAAAAAAUAACAGUCCAGCAGAAAUCAUACCAAAUUCUCCUGUUUUUAAUCUUGCCAAAAAAGUGAGCAUUUUCGAAAAGGAAGAAAAAAGAAGCACUAAGGAAAAACAAAGCGAUACUGGAUCAAAUAUAACUUUACAGCCACUACCUCCUGAAAGGGGUGGUUUAGGCGCAUUAAAUCAAAAUCCACACCCUAAAAUACUAGGAAUAACCUUGGGCCAGACUUCUUUUGAUGAAAGUAUAUCACAAACAAAAACAAGCUUGAUCGCUAAGAAAUUUAAAUUUUUUGAAGAAAGCUCUGAGAGCAACAAACAGAAAAUCACAAUCAAGAAAGAAUCUACGUCAAAAUUUGAGUCAUUUUCAUCUAAGGAGCAGGAAAGGGAAACAAUGCCUUUUAAACAACAUUUGAAAUCAAUCCCGCCUUGGUUUAGUGAAUCUAAUAGUACGGAGAGCUCGAAAUCAGAUCCUAUGGUCAGCAGAUUCGAUAGGAGGUCAUCUGAUUUUUCAUGUCUGUUACACGAUCAAGAUGAAGAGACCAAUUCAAUAUGGUCCAAUCAUAUUAACCAACUUUCAGCAAGACUGCUGGAAAUAUCUAGUCAAGCAAACAAACAGGAUGAAAAGACCACAGAUAGUUCUAUAGAAGAUGGGUUCAUGUCACCGCCAGGUCAGCAUCCCAUUAGUUGGUUUUUAUCUCAAAACAAAAAUAGCAACACUACAAGAAGGCCUAAACAUAAAUUCUCUAAGAUGAACAGAGACGUCCCAAUUGGUUCACCUCCACAAGAAGGAGGCAGAGAAUUUUACUUGAACUGUCCGUUAUUUGUCGUCCCGGGUGCAGACACACAAUCCGCACCACAAAGCCCGCGCCAAUCUCCCGAAAGAAAAACAGAAGCACAAUGUUGGCAAAACUCUUGCCAGGGAACUGUAUUAAAAAUGGUCACAACAGAAGAAAAAGAAAAACACUUCUCAUCUAAAUCAACCACAAAUACUCUUUCGUUCAAAACCGACUCUAAAAGUUAAAACACACGUGUAAGUUUUUAACCUGACAGUAUUGAAAAA